Messenger RNA from Pichia membranifaciens NRRL Y-2026, 880 nucleotides. RefSeq lists its product as hypothetical. Lineage: Eukaryota; Fungi; Ascomycota; Pichiomycetes; Pichiales; Pichiaceae. Bases 25 to 780 code for a protein of 251 amino acids. The record is from RefSeq and is a predicted model, not a curated record. The transcript has a single exon.
UACGACUACAUAUUUACCCAUUUGAUGAAAAGAUAUCCACAGUACUUUGAGCUGAACGAGAAAGGGUCGUCGAUAUUGAACAAGAUCAAGGGCGAGUCUGUUCCAGCUAGCGCUGCCAACUUGAAACCGGAGGAAAUGCUAAGGUACAUUGCCACCAACAUAGAGGAGGACAUGCUUAUUUUGAUCAAGAACCCAGACACAGAGCAGUACGACGAGUACGUUCUUAGAGCAGCAGUCUCUCUAAUGCCUGCCGGAUUCAACCCUCUUGACAAAUUAAACCAACCGUUAACGACCAUCCAUGGCCCAGUACCAGGUUAUGUCCAGAAGCUACAAACAGCCAUGAACAAGUUCUUCACCAGGCUACAGGCACAUGAGUACUACGUCCGUAAUAACUGGUCGCUACAAACUCACACCAACCUCUGUGCUCCAACAGGUUCACACGCCACCAAAGAGGAAUCAGUCAAAAUUCAUCCUCUGUAUCCCAGCGACCUCGACUUUAACAAAUGCUUUUUCAGAGUCGAGAAGCAGUGUUUCACCAGACUUCCGAAGACGGGUGCAGAUUUGAUGUUCAUCAGGACAUACACCACCUCUCUGAUGCAAUUGAGAGAGCAUCUCACCCACGAGCAGAAGGAGAUUCUUUGCAGUGCUAUUGACGGUCUCACCGGCGACCUGGCCAUAUACAAGAAGAGAAUCCAAUGGGGAGAAGCAGCCAAGAGUUUUAUCCAGGGAGAAAGCAAUGGUUCUCAACCCAUUCCAAAAGAUUAUACAUUCGUUCACUGAGGAGCUCUCCCAAAACAGUAGUUUCCGCCCCCCCAACCCAUCAAAACAAUAUAUACUUUGUAUGUAAAACAGAUUUCUGUAAACAAUCGCAAUACCUAUC